Closterium sp. Naga37s-1 is the source of this 3718-nucleotide messenger RNA. The record is from the annotation of a GenBank genome assembly. NCBI's taxonomy places the organism in Eukaryota, Viridiplantae, Streptophyta, Zygnematophyceae, Desmidiales, Closteriaceae.
AUCUAGAAGCACUCUAUCCGCCAGCAUGGCUCGUAAGCGUAAGGGGCAGGCCCUUAACGACUGCCCCAAGGAUCUUGACGACAUUCCUUACAUCCGCUGGAUGAACCAGCAGAUCGCCAACGGGCGCCAUCCGAAGGGAUUAUCCGCGCCGCCCGUGCUUGACGGCCAGGGAUCCAGUGCACAGUCGCCCAGUGCGGCCCCGUCACGUGUGCGUCGUCAGCCUGCAAGGACGGCUGCAACACACCGGCUUGUCGUGGAGCAAGAUGCGUACGAUGACGAUGAUGACGACCCCGAACAAGGCCUCGACACCGACGACGACGAGGAGGAACCGGAAGACGCUGGGAUGUCGCCCAGCGACGGCGACGAUGAAGAUGAGGACGCCGAGGACGACGCGGAGGAGGAAGCGCAACCUGUGUCUGUGACUACGAAACGGAGCGCCGCACGCGCAUCUGGGACGAACAAAGGCAAAGGCAAGGCGGCGCCACCCCGGCCACGCCAGGAGCCACGGAAGAAGCGGUCGGCUGCACCAGUCGAGAGGGGCUUAUGGUCGGACAAGGAGAGCACCUUAUUCGCCGCGGCGAAGUGGUUCAUGAAAGAGGAGCUCGAGCCUCUCAAGGGGAAGCAGGGGACGCAAUACUGGGUCCGACUACUCGCGCACAUCAAGGAGUCGAACCCUGGAUGGUGCAGGGGUGUCAACGCGUUGCAGAAGCAGUGGCGUAACUUGACGCUCCUCUGGCGGGAGUACAAGCGUGGCGACGGGGGGUCAGGCCACGGCUCGGUUGAGAAACCACCGUGGUAUCCGUACCUGGAGCUGCACAACCAGGACACCGCCGCAGCCGCACCGCAUGCGGUGGACGGCGGCGGUGCCACGGACGUCAACGUGCCGGCCGGCAUGGAGGUUCCAAGUUCGUCUCAGCCAGGCACGUCAACACCAACCUUUACGGCUCCGCCGCCGCCGACCACCGCAACACCUAGGCGCGCACGGGUGCAUGAGACGGCUACCAUGCAAGCAGCCAAGCUGGUCUCCGCGACCAUCAAGGAUUGUCACGGUGACGCGAUGACGCGCAUUGAGAGCCUCGUCCGUGAAUGGAUGGCGCAGGACAUGCGACUUGCCCGCGAGCGCAUGACUGAAUCGGCGCCCCCGGACGUGCACCGUGCGCCGCCGGAUUUCAGCCCUCCUCCGCCACGCGGGGAGUCCGCACCACCUCCCGAAGCCGCACAGCAUGGCGACGAUGUUGGCGACGUCAACACCGUCACUCCGGGUGCUGAGGAUGUGGAGAUAUGGUGCAGACUCUUUGAAAACCCGCAUGUCGUGCGCGCUGCCGGGAUAGCCGAUGAGGUAAUCCCAUAUCCUGCCUCGUGCAUCACACGUGAUUUGGAGCUGAACGGCGUAGGCCGACUUCCUUGUCCAGUACUCCGCCCUGUGCCCUUCCAUCCCUUUCAUGUGGAUGUGAGUCCCGUCCACAGCCCCCACCACUGCAGGUACACCUUUGAUGGCAGCGAAUUCACGCGCCAUCUCGGGAAGUUCAUCGCGUGUGGGAAAGCGCACCCAGGCGGCCUUGAAGACAGAGGGGAACUCGGUGAGGAACACGUCAACAAGCUCGUGGCAGAGUGUCUUGGAGACACCGAACAGAGUGAGCAGCAGCAGGAGGAUGAGGGUGAGAGCGACGACGUAGUUGAGGUCGAUCUUGAGACCAAGGUUAAAGAUCUAUCGGCGGAGCAGGCUGUCCAAGCUGCCCAGAUCAAUAGCCUUUCGGAAGACAUGGAUAAUCUGAAAGACUCAGUUUUCAAGGGUGGGGAGGGAAUCGUCAAACUGAUGGUGACUGUGUCAUCACUGUUUACCGCCUUUCAGCAGCUGGCUGCACAUGCAGGGUUCAAGCUACCGAUGGCUGCCCUGGAGGGUUUGAACAGGCCUGAAGCCGGCGACUCCACCGCUGUAGUAGUAGCUCCUGGUACAACAAGAGGUGCUCUUCACACCUCUGCUGGUGGUCCAUCACUUGCGCGUAGACCACUUUUCGGCCAGAUUCCAGGGUUUGUGCAAGCCCAGGGAGCCACAUCCGGUGCACAAAGGUCUAGGGCGGGUGACACAGGUCCCGCAGCCGGCGCUUCAUCCUCCGCAGCUGAUCAGGUGGGUGCUGCAGCAUGUGUUACUACAGCAGUAGCGGGUCAGCCAGGUGCCUCGGUCCGUGCUCCUCCUGCUGGAGCGGGUCAGCCAGGUGCCUAUGCCGGUGCUCCACCAGCUGGAGCGGUUCAGCCAGGCUCCUCUGCCGGUGCUCUUCCAGCUGGAGCGGGUCUGCCAGGUGCAGCAGACGGUGUUUCACCAGCAGCAGCGGGUCAGCCAGGUGCAGCGGCCGUUAUUCCAAUAGCAGCAGCGGGUCACCCAGGUGCAGAAGCCGGUGUUUCAACAGCAGCAGCGGGUCAACCAUUUGCAGCAGUCGUUAUUCCAACAGCAGCAACGGGUCAGCCAAAGGCAGCAGCCGGUGUACCUACAGCAGCAUCGGGUCAGCCAGGUUCUGCAUGCGUUGCACUUACAGCAGCGGCAGCGCAGCCAUGUGCGACCGCGGGUGCUCCAAAGGCGGCAGCGGGUCAGCACGGACCCGCCACGGGGGUUGCUAUUAACGCAGGCGUGGUACGGCCUGGAGACGACUGCUGGGAUAUAUUGGGACCGGGGUCGGAUCUCAUCAACUUUCCGCCAUGUGCGCAGGUCCAGGAUGCAACCGGGUCGCAAGCAGCGGAUGACGCUCCGACGACAGCUGUGCUUCACACAAGUUCAGCGGCAUGGACAUCAGGAGAACAGCUGUUUGUGCCCUUGGGUUUUCCACCCGGGAUGCAUCUCCAGGGGUUUCGUGCACCAGGAGCGGGGGUGUUUGCUCCACAGGCAGGUGGUGUUCAGCCGGGAGCAUCUGCACAUGUCGCGCCAGUAGGGCCUAGUGGCCAUGCUCUGUAUCAUCCCAACUUGCUCUUCCACGGAUCAGGACAUCCAACCGCGUCCGUGCAUCUGCCUUUGUCGUCGCACGGCCCCGGUGUGCAGGAUCCAUCUGCUUUCCUCGUUGCUGCUGAGGCGCUCGACAAUGGCAGCAUCCUACCUGGCCACUCCUCCUCCGCACCUCGUCGGACUCUAUUGAACAUGCUCUCCAGCUUCACGCAGCCCUCGCAACAGGUUCUGCCCUCCCCAGCCGCCUCCUCAUCCUUCAUGCCAUCGACCCAAGUUGGGGAGGAGGAGGAGGCCGCCAGCAAGGGGUUCACGGGAGUCACAAAGAAGAAGGGUAAGAACGAGUGGGUGGCUAGGAUUGUCCUCGACCGCUCUUCCAAUUCUCUGAUUGUCAUCAGCAGUCACUUUCAAUCUGAGGUCGCCGCGGCUAGGUCAAUAGCCGCAGCGUCUCAUGUGAUGUUCGUCGACAAUCCCAUGAGAGGCGAUCUCAUACUCUUGACGGACGGCGACAGGGCAAAGUUACAGGGGUGUACGGCUCAACAGUGUGAUUUGAUGGUCCGUCAGAAGUUCUGGCACAAGCGGGAGCAGUGGGCGGAGUAUUGGCCUGCUGCUAAGGCUAAGUAUGACGAGAAAGAGCGCAAGGCUGCGAUGAAGCGAUCGGCACUAGAUAGGAGCUUGGGUCAGCCUGACGGUCGGCCCGACAAAAUGGCCAGAACGGUGGGUGAAGGCCUGUCACGAGGGGUGACAGGAGAUAACAAUGAGUGUGUGGGAUCUAAGGAUGAAUAG